AUGACGUUCCCACCCGCAGAAAAGCGCGGGCGGGCGGAAGCAGAAGGGAGCGCUUGGAUCUGGCGCUUCUGCGGGCGGCGAGAAGACCGUACCCUCACCAUCCGUGCGUCCGGAAGACAAGCACCGGCGGUGGCAAUCAGCCUCUCGGGAAUCAAGCUUCCGCUCAGCGCCAAGGCAAAAGGUCGCAUCGUCAAGCGCUUCCCGCUGGAAGCAACGCAGACUCCGCCCCGAAGCACCUCGCAGUUCCGCCCUUUUUGUAGAGCCUCUCAAGUGGCGAAAGACGGCAGAACCGAUAAAGGCGCUCGUGCUUCGGAAGCCUUCCGAAAGCGCCUCUCACAACGCUGCCUUAUCUCUCUACAUCCUUUCCUUUCCCACACCACCAUCGCGGUCGGCCAGUCUCCCAUCAUGAUUGACUUGCGGAUCGACGGCAUCUCCCGCCCGCCGCUCGUCGAUGAAUCGCCAGACACGGGCGUGCCGGACCAGGGCAACGUGCGUGACAACUGGCUGGCCCGCCGCAAACGCUACGGCAACGUCUUCCGCAUGGUGGAGCCGACGGGUGGCUCGGGCGUCUACGUCGGCGACGCACUCGCCCUCAAGGAUGUCAUCGAGCAGCCCGAACGCUUCGACAUCGGCCCGCUCCACAUCUUUGCCGCUCCCAUGUGGGGCAUCUCGGAAACGGCCGGCAACUGGCUCUCUCGCGAGGGUGGCGGAAUCAACAUCAAGCACUCGUCGCACCUCUUCUCCGGCUCUCGCCUCGCCUCGCUCCAGCAGCGUUUCGUCGACGCCGUCCAGAGGCAGUUCGAGCGCAUCCAGCCCGGCGCAACCUCCGACCUCUUCCAGCAGCUCCGCGUGUGCUUCUUCCAGUCCACCGUCGAGGCGCUCUUCACAAAGUCGUUCCCCGAGGGUCAGUACGCCUCGUUCUGCAUCUGGGACGCCGAGCUCAACGCCUUCUCCCGCGGCUGCCCGCCUCCCGAAGCGCUCGCCGCGCGGGACAGCUUCUUCAACAUCGUGCUCCAGCAGAUCGACGAGCAUCUGUCCGAGUGCUCGCUCCAGGUGCGCGAACUCAUGGCCGACCUCGAGCAAAAGCAUGGCCUCUCGCACCGCGAUGCCGUCGCCAUCUGCGUGCGCACCGCCUGGCUCGGAUCCACCCAGUCGCCUCUUUCGGGCGCCUGGAUCAUCAGCCUCCUUCUCCAGCAGCCCGACAUGAUCAACCGCCUCCGCACAGAGCUCGACUCUUUCAGGAAAUCGGCUGGCGCGCCCAAGACCGUCAGCGAGAUCGCUGCCAACCCGGACCUGCUCAAGGGCGACAACCUGCCCUUGCUGGACAACAUUGUCAACGAAGUAUUGCGCGUGUACAGCGCGCAGAACGUGCCGCGGUUCUGCCUGCAGGACGCUGUCGUUCGCACCCUCGGCCCCAACAACACCAUCGUGCCCAUGCAGCUCAAGCAGGGCGACGUGCUCCAGCUCCUCUUCUGGAACGUUCACGACAGCCAGCACAACCCGCAGUGGUGGCCCGAGCAGAAGGGCAAGGGCAUCAAGUACAAUGGUGCUCUUGAGCCGUUUGACGAGACGCGCUUCGAGACAGACCGCCGUCCGGCUCCUUUCAAGAUCGGUGGUGAGACGGUGCGCACCUGGACGCCGUUUGGAUUCGGCAUGCGCGUGUGUCCCGGUCGCUACUGGGCAGUGGCGGAGAUCAAGGCCUUCUGCUUGCUCUUCCUCGACCGCUUCGACGUCUCCUCGGCAGGGCCCAUGCCGCGUCCGGAUCCACAGCGCUGGAUCGGUGUUCUCAACGUCCUCGACCCGCUGCCCGCCACCGUCUCGCUGCGCGCGUAA
Messenger RNA from Moesziomyces aphidis, 1833 nucleotides. Lineage: Eukaryota; Fungi; Basidiomycota; Ustilaginomycetes; Ustilaginales; Ustilaginaceae. The record is from the annotation of a GenBank genome assembly.